AUCUCAGCUGUUCUUCAAUUUCCUAGCUUUUGGAGUAUCUUUUACCAGAUGCUUAGCUUUGCCCUGAUUUCCCUGCAGAGGAGAAUCGAGAACUUCUUCCCCACCAUAAGAUACUUUCUGGGGUAUGCCCUGUUACAUCAUGUAUCAAAAAUCUGUCCAAGAGUAUCUUCUGAUAUUCUCCCUCCUUUUAGCUGAGAUCUGUUCUCACACUGCAGGCAAGGCACUGGGAACGUUGUGGAGACUGAGACUUUGUUUUCAAAGCCUGGAGACUGCAGAAACCUAUUUUGAGCCAUAACAGAUGCUACUGGACAUAUGGAACAGCUGAGGGGACUUGUACCAGGACUAUAAAUGUUCUGCAGAUCUUUAUGUCCCUGACUCAGUGGAUGAGUUUCCUAUGGGAACUGAGAACUGGGAAGGGGAGAAGUGGGUAUGAAUGCAAAUCAGUAAUGUUGAUGACUCUCCUGUGGAAAAUUUGCCACAGGGAAAGAGGAAUAGCAUAUCUUCUGUGGGAUAGGGCUCAUGGUGGCCAAAAAGUAGCCCAGAACCCAGCCCUGAUGUAGGAGGGAGGUCACAUUGACCUGUGGCUAAUGAAACUGUAACUUUUACAGCUCUCUAUAUAAACUUGAGAAUGCUAGGCCAGCACGUGAACUCUUUAUUGGUUUAUUGGUAUAUUUUACUAUCUGCAAUACUUUGUACUGAAGCAGUUUUGGACUCCGUGAAAACAGUCUGGUCAAUGGUUCUCCAAAAUUAAUCCCACUGUCCCUUGUCUCUCAUGUCAUUUUUGUCCCUUGCCUUCCUCUUCCUUCCCUACUGCUGCCUAGCAGUCAGCUUGCACUAUUUCACACUUCACUUUCCUGUGAACCUUUUGUUCCUGUGCAAACUUACCCAAAUUCCAAAGCAGCCCUUCUUCCAGCACUGCUGUCCCUUCACACUAAUGGCCACUGCACAAGCAAUGGUAAUCACUGCAGGGGCUUUUGGUGUUCCUCCCAUCUCUCCUGGUCCCAGCUCGCAACCUGGUGCUACAUGACUAUUCUCUCUCUUCCUCCCAACACUCUUCCAGCAGAGGUGCUGAGUGAUGCACAUACACAUACACACUUUGCACACUAUUUCGAAUGCAGGUACAUUGCUCACAGACCGCUUGAAGCACAAGGAGCUGGAGAAGGAUAAGCUCGCUUGCAUGCCAUGGGACCUUUCUCUUCCUGCUCCAAUAUGCCUGGCUCAGCUGGCAGUCAAGCUCGGCUCUGUUGUCUCCAAGUGAACUGAACUGUUCCCAGCAGUUUUCUUUGCCCUGUUGGCUUUAUGGUAUAAUGUCACAGCAUUACUUGUCUUCCCCUCUCUACUUCCUAGAGAGAGGAGAUGAUUUCUUCUCUGGUGCCUCACGCCAGUGUGUUCAUUAACUAAAUGAUUGCACAGGUUUAAUUUCAGAUGGGUGUUUCCAGCCUGUCAGAGUGGUGACACUGUCUGAGCCAACACAUGGUGAUCCCUGCUCCCACUACUGCUCCAUGAUGCAACAAUUCCCUAAGAGCAGCUCUGCAACGCCAGUGAUACAUUGCAUGCCAUGUACCCUGCUGACUCGUCAGGCUGCAGUGUAUGUAUGGAGCGCUGCAGCGUGUAGCUUUCUGCAGGUUUGUCACUGCAGGCCUGCUGGCUGCUGAACCAAGAAACUCUCAGUUUACUCUUUGGUCUGUUUUCCUCAACUCUUGUUCAGCACAUCAACUAUCUACCCAGUGGCUGUCCAGUCUUUCCUGCCCCUAGUCUGUCUGUGCAAUUGUCCCUGUGAUUUAACUGGGUAUCCAGCAGGGCUGUAUGGCAUUACACAAUCACACUGCCCCUUGUGAGCUCUUUCUGGCUCCUGUCUCUCUGUUUCUGUGCAUAUGUUUUAUAUAUAGCUAUCAUCAAAGCAGGAGGAACAGCCAUAGGAUUACUUAAAUUUAUUUCUCUCCUGUUCUAUUGCUUGAUUUUAAUGGAUCUUAACAAGGGCAUGCUAGUUGUAUCUCAGAACUAUGUCUGGUGAUGAUGUGCAAAUUGGGCUUGUAUUUAGCCCACACCACUGACUCAUCAUAGCAUUUCAGUUGGUAACUCACCCCAGACUGACUUUUCACAUAGUGUGGGAAAUGUCCUGGCCUGGGGGGUUUUCCAAUAAAUUUUGUGCUGUAUGUUGCAGAAAAGUCAGUUCUGGGAAUGGGAGUGGUGUACCUUGACCUCUUUCCUUACUCACAGUAGACCUCUUUAGGUUUACCAACCAGCUUUUCACACCAUGGCCCUGGGGUGAGCAAGACUUAAAGUGCUGGCCACAGAUGGAGUCUGGUAUUGAUGGAAGAAGGUGUGAUCUGAAUACAGACCAAGAAUAUCCUUGACCUGUGAUCAGCAUUGGCAUGCAAGAGAUUGGGGAAGAAAGCAUUAAGAACAAGAGAUGGACCUAAGAAGGAACAAGAGGCUGAGGGGCUGUGAGAGGAGUAAAGUGUAAAUUCUUGUUAGAAGAAGGAAGAAAACUAAGGCAGGGCAAAUUUCUUGGAGGGGGAGAUAAGGGGCUAUAGGCUACCACCCAACUACUGCAUUCAUAUCAGAGAGCCACAGACCUCACCCUAAUUCUGUGCUGGAGCUGUGGCCAGCACAGACAAGGUCCUGCAUCCCUUGCACACCAGAGUGCAGGGCAGAGCUCUCAGUUUUGCCGUGGUUUGAGUCAGCCAGAAGUAGGAGAGCAACAGUCCCAUAGCCCAGAGCUGUGUUGCACUGUUGAUGCUUCAGCUCAGGUCAGCGUUAGUCCAAGCAUCUUUGAUACCCAUCACCACUCACUGGGGGCUGGUCCAAGAGCUGGCCACUAAUUUGGGCCAAUGUCUGCUCCAUAUAGGUAGGCAAAAAUAAUUUUUCAUCCUCUCUGUUACUGGUCAUUCUAGUGCUGGCCCGCUCCUGGUAUAAAUUCAAGGAGAUCCAGAGUUACUUGGAUUUACAUCCUGCAGCAGCUGAUUUUUUCCUGUGUUUAAAUUAGCUGGAGGUCAGCUAUCUUGAAACCUUUUCCAUGUUACCCUCUCUUUCUCUCCUUCCCUUUUCACUCAUCCACAGGAGGAGCAAAGUUCACACAUACUAUCUUUGUGAAGAAAGUCCUGGGUGAUUUGGGGGAAGGGUGACUGAUGUCCUGUAAUGAUAAAAGGGAAUGAUUUGUAAGUAAAAGAAGAAGGAAGGACAAAAAGAAAAGGAAUAUGAGUAAAACAUAAUGUUUCUCUUUAUCCACCCUCUUCCCCCAAGAAACCCCCACCUCAAAAAACAAAUAUCUAGGUCAAGAACAGUGAAGUGUCUGCGAGGCACCACAGAGUCUCUGCAGUGCUGCAUUGCCCUGGCAAGGAAGAGCCAGAAAGUUGCUUAGAUGAAGGAAGGCUUUGGGCUACAUUCAGGUGAAACAUCAGCCUUUCCAUUCCUAAUACACUCGAGCUGCUGGCAAGCACAGCAGUGCUUAGGUGGGAGUGGGAAAAGCAGAGCUGCUGGCGGGAGAGCUUGUUCAGGUUGUGCCUGUGCCAAGGAGUGCAUUUGAACAGAGUCCCAUGGGGCAUGAGUUGCUGAGCUCUAGGCUCAGCCUGGCAGGAGCGAGUGGCAGAGGCUGGGAUAGAUUUGGUACAGCAGCAUUGGCACAUCAACCUCAGAGGGAUGAUGGCUGCCUAGGGCAGAGGGAAAUCUCCACACAGAGCUAAGUUAAUAUCUGAGCGCCCUGUUGCCCAGACACAAACCGGGAUGGCAGGAGCAGAGGGGAAGGAUGCAGGGGUUCUCUGUCUGACAUGGUUUGUGCUGGUAGGGCAGCACAGGGGGCAGUUUGCUGAGUCAGCACCUCUUCUGAAUUGAAAGCAAAAUUACUCCUGCUCUCUGCCAGCACUUCAUGCAGAUCCAGGAUACAGUUCCCAAGAAGCAUCCCUAUAUAAGUUAACAAUAAAGCAACUGUCUGCCCAUUUUGCAGCAAGGACAGCAUGGCAACUGAUGCAGCACUGAGCUGUGAGCCUGGGGUAAUGCAUCUCCUGAAGGCAAAGCUGUGGAGUACAGCGCUGACGGACUACAUCUGCUGACUGCCAGGCAGCAGGUUGUUCUUCCUGGCUCCAAGGAAGCUUGCAGGCAAGACCCAGGACUAGAAGCAUGCACACUACCAGCUGUCAUGUAGUACAGUGCAGCCCCCUUCACUGUAGCAUCCUCAUUAAAGGGACAGCAGACUGGUAAAACUGCAGUGCCCAGCACCCUUCUGUGUAUGUCCUGCAAACUACAGUUCCCAGAACCUUUUAAUGAGCCAGAGAGGAUGUCUAUGGAAAUAAAUGCCGAUUAUAUUUGCAUAACACCCUGCACCUCCGAAGUGCUGGCCAUCCCUUGGUUAGUGAAAACGGGAACAGGGAUAAAGCCAGGGAGCAUCAGUGCUGUGGAGCUGCGGUUUUGCCCACUCAGGUCUCCCUUGGCAGUCACAGGGAUGACCCUGGCCCCCAGGAAACACAGCUGCUGCGGAGGGAGCGGCAGAUACUAACUACAGAUCCCGGCAUUCUGCGGCAGACAGCACCGGCGGCUGCAUGCUGGAAGGGCUGGGGAGUGUGAGUAUGAGAAUGGAGGGAGGGCAGGAGAUGCAGGACUCCGUGGGGCUCCGCUGCACCUGGGACAUCCCGCCACUCGCUGGCACCCAGGCCAAGUGGGUGAGACUCAAUGUGGGGGGCACCGUCUUCCUCACCACCAGGCAGACCCUGUGUCGGGAGCAGAAAUCUUUCCUGUGUCGCUUGUGCCAGGGCGAGGAGCUGCAGUCCGACCGGGAUGAGACCGGUGCAUACCUAAUAGACCGGGACCCCACUUACUUUGGACCCAUCCUGAAUUUCCUCCGUCAUGGAAAGCUGGUCCUGAAUAAAGAUAUGGCUGAAGAGGGAGUGCUAGAAGAAGCCGAGUUCUAUAACAUUGGUCCUUUAAUUCGAAUAAUAAAGGAUCGACUGAAGGAGAAGGACUACACAGUAACUCAGGUGCCUCCUAAGCAUGUCUACCGUGUGCUACAGUGCCAGGAAGAGGAGCUCACUCAGAUGGUUUCCACUAUGUCAGAUGGAUGGCGCUUUGAGCAGCUUGUGAACAUUGGCUCAUCCUAUAACUAUGGAAAUGAGGAUCAGACAGAGUUCCUGUGUGUGGUCUCCAAAGAGCUGUACAACUCCCACAGUGGCCUGAACUAUGAGCCCAGCCACAAAGCCAAGCACUGCCACCUACCUCCCACCCUGCCCCACUCCCCAGCCUCCAGCAUCCUUCCCUCUUCUGUCUUUGCCUCCCAGAGCUCAGAGUCAUCCCUGCCCGGGACCCUGUCUGUCUCUGCUCCUCACUUUUCCUCCUCUGCAGGUGUGUUACCUGUCUGCACUCUCAGCUCCUGCCAGCCUGAGCUCUGCAUGAGUGACUCAAUUCCCUCUUGUGGGUAUGGCCCUGGUUUGUAGAGCAUGGGGAGGGGAAGGAGGGAGGGGAGGUUCACUCAUCCCUAAGGUGUUUUUGUUGGAUUCUCAUCCCAUGUGUGCCUUUACCUGCCAAGCAGGCCCUAUGGCUCCAGACCAGAGGCUCUGGCAGCAUAAAGGAGAGCAGAAAGGAGAAAAGAGGAGUGGAAAUGAGUGCAAAGCAGGCAGGGGCGGCAUGGGGAAAGGGGGAAAGUCUACCACAUGUCUGCCUGACACACAUGCCGGAAUGCUUCUCCAGACUGCUGUCCGCAGCUCUUUUGCUGGCCAGCCUGAGAAUAAUUUUGCAGAAGGCAGCCUGUUAUUUUCCCCUCCUGCUCUCACUUCCCUGGGCUUUUCUCCACCACCCCUGUCAGGGUGAGAGCACGGUGAGAGAUGGUGGUGAAAGCAGAGUGGAAGCAGCCAGUUCCUGCUCCACAUGUUCUUGCAGCUGUGUGCAAAUAAGUCUCUGUGCUCUGCCUCCUGCUCAGGGAGCCUGUCUGGCCAGCAUGCAUGGGGCUGGGUACAGAAAACUUUGGAAGGAGGAUUCCUCUCUCAAACUGAAAAAUUGUGGGGCUCUUGUUAAACCAGAGCUGCUCAGUGCCACUCUGUCCUGUUGGAGGGCAUUUGUUAGCUGGCUGACAUUUUUCUCCACCUCUGUUCAAGAGCCUCCUGACAUGGCUGUGAGACCUAAGUGUUACUCUCUUAAAAGUCAGUGUGUGUUAAUCACAUGGACUUUUCCUUCCUUUGUCUCUGAUCUCUCACCCUCGCUCCUCAUCUCUUUUCCUUUUUCUUCUGUUCUCAUUUCCUCUGUAAUUUCUC
Messenger RNA from Athene cunicularia (burrowing owl), 6239 nucleotides. It is a transcript of the gene KCTD17, whose product is annotated as potassium channel tetramerization domain containing 17. Gene Ontology annotation, cellular component: cytoplasm; Cul3-RING ubiquitin ligase complex. NCBI's taxonomy places the organism in Eukaryota, Metazoa, Chordata, Aves, Strigiformes, Strigidae. Gene Ontology annotation, biological process: proteasome-mediated ubiquitin-dependent protein catabolic process; protein homooligomerization. The record is from RefSeq and is a predicted model, not a curated record. The transcript has 6 exons. Gene Ontology annotation, molecular function: cullin family protein binding. The coding region runs from base 4539 to 5426 and encodes 295 amino acids.